AUGUCAAAGGGCAAAGAAAAAGUUAGCAGCAGCAAGCAAUUUAGGUGGCUGCCACCCAUGCAUGAGAUGAUGCUUAAAAUACUUACACAGGAGGCUGCAAAGGGCAAUAAGCCCUCUAGUACUUUUAGGGCCGGCUCCUUUGCUCUUGUAGCCAAGGAGAUAACGGCCCAAUUCGGGGUUGAGUGCCACCCGUCCUAUGUUGACAACCGGAUGCGAACUCUAAGGUCCAUGUGGCGAACUAUUCAAACUCUUAGAAAGAAGAGUGGAUUCGGUUGGGACGAAAAUCUGAAAAUGAUAACUUGCGACGCUAAAACAUACCAAGAAGAAGUUAUGGCACAUCGAAAGCAUGCAAAGUAUCUGAACAAAAAAAUUGAGUUUUACGAUGAAUUAGUGAUUGUUGUGGGGAUGGACACAGCCACAAGUGGCUUUUCUAAGUCCUAUGUGGAUAUUGAAAAUGAGCUAGAGAAUGGGGAUAAUGGGGAUAGUGCGGAGUUUGUUGCAGAUAAUUUGAAGGAAUGUGUGGUUGAAAAAGGAAAGAACGCAAAUGAAUCAUCCACCACUAGGUCGGGAAUUUUCAAGUCCUGCAAAAGAGGGCGUGCAGCUUCUAAUGCUGAUGAUAGUGUGCUGACUGAUCUGUCUGAUCAGCUGAAGGAAAUAGUUGUCGCUCUUAAAGAAAUCAAUUAG
Messenger RNA from Quercus lobata, 684 nucleotides. RefSeq names its product L10-interacting MYB domain-containing protein-like. The record is from RefSeq and is a predicted model, not a curated record. The transcript has 2 exons. NCBI's taxonomy places the organism in Eukaryota, Viridiplantae, Streptophyta, Magnoliopsida, Fagales, Fagaceae. The coding region runs from base 1 to 684 and encodes 227 amino acids.